UGACAGUAGUCUUAUCAGUUGUUUGCCUGCCUGUUACUCUCCCGCUGACAGUCAGUAGCCGUGUAUCGCUUCCCACCUCUCGAAUGCAAACUUAGUAUAACUUUAAGUUAGCUUUCCAACCAAACUGACGACUUUAGGAGCGAAACACAAACUGUUGUCUCGCCGUCGCACGUCUCAAUGGACACUGUUCAGAAAGUGAUGUCUGGAUUUUCUCUGGACCUGGGACCAUUAAAGGAACCUCUUGGAUUUAUUCGUGUCCUAGAAUGGGUCUUCACCAUCUUUGCCUUUGCUACCACUGGAGGUUACAGUGGGACAACCCACUUUACAGUCACCUGCACAGGAAGCCAGGUGGUGCACGAUGUUAAGCCUGCGUUCGCCUACCCAUUCAGGUUGUCAGCGUACCCAUAUAAGAUCCCCACAUGUAACGGCAGUGGAUUCAAUGUGACCUACCUGCAGGGCGACUUCUCCUCCUCGGCAGAGUUCUUUGUGUGUGUCGGUGUGUUUGGGUUCCUUUAUUGCACUGCCACACUCAUCCUCUACCUGGGCUACCAGAACAUCUACCGCCAGACCACCCGCGGCCCCGUCAUAGACCUGGUGGUGACCGCUGCCUUUGCCUUCCUGUGGCUUGUGUCCUCCUCAGCCUGGGGCAAAGGGCUGACCGAUGUCAAAUGGGCCACUAACCCUCACCACCUAGUGGAGCAAUGCCCGGACAUCUGUAAAGUAGAAGAGUUUCCCUCUAUGGGCCGCCUCCACGCCUCUGUGAUUUUUGGCUUUUUGAACUUGAUCCUGUGGGCAGGUAACUGCUGGUUCAUUUACAAGGAGACUCCUUUCCACAAGGAUCCCAGCCCACCGGCCACCAUGGAGGAAGGAGGGGCCCCCGGGCCUUAACCACAUCACUGAGGGUCUUUGAGCAUAGUCCUGUACCCACAGCAGAAAAGCUUUGUGCUCAACACUGGUCUCCGAUGUUAACCUGCAGAAAUGGAAACAAAAGGAAGGCAGUUGUCCUAAAUCCCCCCCCCUGUACCUCCCAACACCUGUCAGAGCUAUUUUUCAGUUACUGCUCUUUUAGCUCAAGUUAAUCCAUUUAAUUCACCCAGCAACACUGUUCUUUAUUUUUUCAAAAUCAGCUCCCAAUUCCCCUGUGCCUACACUAAGUGCAAAUAGAAACUAAACUGCUUACACACUACGUACAGUAAGAGCUACUGUGAAUGUAACCUGGGUUGAAACCUAACAGUGAAUGUAUUUGGUGUUCAGAACAGCAGGCCUGCAGUGCAUUUACUUUCACAUCAGCACAUUGUCCUCCCUUGAUGUCUGCCCUUCAGGGAACCACCGAGUGAUGAAAUUGUGAUGCAAGGAGCCAGAAUCUGUACUGGUCCUCCGCCGGUGGAAGAAGGCAGAGGAUUCACAGAGGUUCAGAGAAUUCAAACGGCCCUCAUAUCCAAAUAAAAGCAUGUGUUUUUACUCUUAAUCUGGGAGCAAAUGUGCACCUUGGGUUCUCUCUCAAGCCAGUCUAGUAAGAACCUGCUUUUUUUUCCAUUAAGUAAUUUAAAACGGCACAGAUUCCAAGUGCUAUAAUUCUAAACAUUUGAAUUUCAAUAAAUGAACCUGAAUGCUGUUUUUCCUCAAUUUAAAGCUCCAGUAGGUAAUUUUUAUAAAAAUGACAUUGUCAUAUUUGCUGAAACCUUCACUAUAUCUUGACAGUAGAACACAAGACAGAUAAUCUGUGAAACAAUCAGGUUCCUCUGGCUCCUCCUAGCACUCCUUAUAGAAUUUGCAAAACUUGUUUUCGUUCAGGCCCGGUAGAUUCUAGUAAAUCCCAUUAGGAGGUCUAGGAGGAGCCAGAGGAACCUGAUUGUUUCACAGACUAUCUGUCUCAUGUUCUACUGUCAAUUUCAGCAAAUAUGACAACAUUUUAAUAAAAGUUAACUACUGCAGCUGUAAAGUAAUUUAGAGCCAUACCAUUCCCCCACUAAUGUUCUAAGCUGCUGACACACACUUAAAUAUACUUCACACUUAUGUGCUUAACUUUUUAAAUAAUACACACUAAAGAAAAAAAUCACACCACAAUCUAUUGCACUUCUCUGUACUUAAAGUGGGUAAGCAGAGACAUUUAUUUUAAAAGUAUCAUUUUGGUCAUGUUCCAGGUUGUCCCAGCAUUUGUCCUGGUUAUCUUCAGCCUGUAUCCAGAACAAGGCAGGCUCUCUAACUGUUUACUCCAGUAGCUGUUGCACAGGACUUCAGUGACUGAUAGAUGUCAAGCCAAACCAUGUUUAGUUCCUCAUUGAUCAAAAUGUUCAAUUUACACUACUCAGUAACACUAAGACUUCUCCUUGUUUGGACUCUGUUUUCCUUGCAGUGAUAUUAUUUAUAUACAGUUCAUUUGUAUUUUUAUCUACAUGAAUUGGUCCAUUGCAUAUUUUUAAAACCAACAUUGGGUUUCUGUUUGUAUUUCCCUAUGGAAAAGUGUCGGUGUGCAGCUUCUCUUUGAUAUUUUUUUUUUUUUGGUAACGUCAUAUUUGCUGUUAAAUUUGUUGUACCACUGAGUAGCCUUAGGCUUAAUCUCCAGAUUAUAAAUAGUUAAAGAACAAAAGUGGUCAACUGGGUGCCAGAUUGAUGUAAUCCUGCUGUAUUUCUUUAUGACUCCUGCCCAUAGUUCUGCUCUGCAUGUAACCUGACAGCCAGUGCCAUACAGUACAUUAUUUGGUUUAGUAUUGAACUCUUUGCAUUGCACUAAGAGGGAUCUAAUGAUCUCUAUGAAGUAACGGUUUUGAUUUGAAUUAUUGGUCCGUCUGUGCAGCUGUUUUAUUUUAUCGCCAUAGCCUCUGUAGGGAACAAAUGAGGGGCCGUUUAUGUCACUGUAAGCAAAGUAAUAUAUUUUCCACAUCAUAUUGAAAUUAGACACAUAUUUAGUAAGACACCUUAUCAAUUUUAAAAGAAACAUCUUACUUUAAUUAGAGCACAAUGGUAUGUGGGAUGUUUAUGCAUUUAUUGACAUUGGUCUUUGUGUAUUUUAUGCCUUGUUUGUGCACAAGGAAACAAUGGUUUGUCUGUAUCGACAUGUGUAAAACAUGAGAGCUGCAACUGCUGGA
This is a messenger RNA of Dicentrarchus labrax (European seabass), 3089 nucleotides long. It is a transcript of the gene sypl2a, whose product is annotated as synaptophysin-like 2a. The coding region runs from base 178 to 888 and encodes 236 amino acids. NCBI's taxonomy places the organism in Eukaryota, Metazoa, Chordata, Actinopteri, Moronidae. Gene Ontology annotation, cellular component: synaptic vesicle membrane; synaptic vesicle. The record is from RefSeq and is a predicted model, not a curated record. The transcript is spliced from 6 exons.